This is a messenger RNA of Rhea pennata, 3269 nucleotides long. RefSeq names its product AT-rich interaction domain 3A (gene ARID3A). Gene Ontology annotation, biological process: regulation of transcription by RNA polymerase II. The transcript has 8 exons. Lineage: Eukaryota; Metazoa; Chordata; Aves; Rheiformes; Rheidae. The record is from RefSeq and is a predicted model, not a curated record. Gene Ontology annotation, molecular function: DNA binding. Gene Ontology annotation, cellular component: nucleus. Bases 614 to 2458 code for a protein of 614 amino acids.
GCCAACGGCUGGCAGAAGCUGAACUAGCCAACGACUAGGGCGGCCUGGCCCUGCGCUGCAGCCGAGCAGGGGACGCCGGGUGGGAUCCGGAGGCUGCAGCCCACCCCAAAAGUGCCUAGUAGGCGAGGGAAGGAGUGAUGUACCGGGCUGCAGCAGCUGCCUGUUGAGCCUGCAGAGAUUUUUGGUGCCUGCCUGGGGUGCAUUCAGUUAACGGAGACAGCCCUGUGCUCCCGAAGACAGAAGAGUGUCACUGUGCCCCACGUCUCCUGCUGGAGCUAUCAAGCAAAGGAAACAUCAGGGAAAAACUCGGGGAGGACGGAGGGGCACGUCCUUCUACCCUGGCCGCAGUGGGUGAUUUGUGCCCUGACACGCAGAAGGCGUUGCAGACCUCCUGCACGCCUCUGCUGCCCUCGCCCUCCUGGGCUCCCGGCAGCCUCCUCGCAGGGCUGCCCCCCUUGGACCUCCCUGCCGCUUCCAGCCUUGGGCUCCAGCCCCGCUGGAGCGCUGCAGCCUGCCGGGCGCUGCCCCCCGGGCUCCCCGCGUCUCCCGGGCAUUGCCCCUCAGGUGCAUUGCCCCCCGCCCGCCCAGGGACCUGCCGCCCGCCGGCAGAGCCAUGAAGCUGCAGGCGGUGAUGGAGAACCUGCAGCGGCAGCAGCGAGCGCGGCUGCAGCAGGCGCUGGAAGCGCGGCAGCAGGAGCAGCAGCAGCAGCAGCAGCGCUCCACACCGCCGCCGGCGCAGCCCCCGCCAGCCCCGGGGCAGAACGCCGCCGUCCCAGCCGGCACCCCGCCGUUGCCGCGGGGCCGCGGCCCGGAUCCAGCCCCGGCCCCCUCCGAGGAAGGAGCGGAGCCGGAGAGCGCGCACAUCCAGCGAGCACAGAUGGCUGCCCUGGCCGCUAUGCGGGCAGCAGCCGCCGGCCUCAGCCACUCGUCCAGCCCAGGGUUAUCGGAUGAGAGCCAGGCCUCGGAGGAGGAAGAUCGGGGAGAGGAGGAGGAGGAGGAUGGUGGAUACCAGCAGGAGAUGGGCUCAGAGGAAGAGGAAGAUCUGAAGGGCAAAUGGGAUGAAGAAGACUUUGAAGAGGACCUAGGUGAGGAGGAGGAGGAAGAGGAGGAGGAGGAGGAGGAGGAGGAGGAGGAAGAUUACGAGGAGGAUGAAGACAUGGGAGAGGAAGGGCUCAGCUCGGCGGAGGCGGUGCGGACGGGCCCGGGGUCCUUGCUGCUCCGCAAGCCACAGGCCCCGCAGCACUACCGGGGCGAGCCGCAGCGGCUGCCGGGCGGGCAGGAGCGGCUGGCGUCCGGACUGGGCCACCAGGGCCACGCGCAGCUCCCGCAGCCCGCGCCCGACCACGGCGACUGGACCUACGAGGAGCAGUUCAAGCAGUUGUACGAGCUGGACGGCGACCCCAAGAGGAAAGAAUUCCUAGAUGACCUCUUCAGCUUCAUGCAGAAGCGAGGGACUCCCGUCAACCGGAUCCCCAUCAUGGCCAAGCAGGUGCUGGACCUGUACAUGCUCUACAUGCUGGUGACGGAGAAGGGAGGCCUCGUGGAAGUGAUCAACAAGAAGCUGUGGCGGGAGAUCACCAAGGGGCUCAACCUGCCCACCUCUAUCACCAGCGCUGCCUUCACGCUACGCACCCAGUACAUGAAGUACCUGUACCCCUAUGAAUGUGAGAAGCGAGGGCUGAGCAACCCCAACGAGCUGCAGGCAGCCAUCGACAGCAACCGGCGGGAGGGCCGCCGGCAGGGCUUCGGCAGCUCCCUCUUCACGUACUCGCCCGGCGGCACCCACAGCCUCCUCUCCUCCCCCAAGCUGCAGGUGCCGGCCCUGGGGCUGGCCUCGGCCACCAACGGCGGCUCCAUCGCUCCCGUGCAGAAGAUCAAGAAAGAAGAGGACUCGCCCAUCCCCAUCUCCAUGCCCAGCCGGCUCCCCGUGUCGCUGGCCGGCCACCCCGUGGUCGCAGCCCAGGCUGCCGCCGUGCAGGUGGCCGCGGCCGCUCAGGCCGUGGCCCUGGAGCAGCUGAGGGAGAAGCUGGAGUCCGGGGAGCCCCCGGAGAAGAAGAUGGCGCUGGUGACGGACGAGCAGCAGCGGCUGAUGCAGCGGGCCCUGCAGCAGAACCUCCUGGCCAUGACGGCCCAGCUGCCCAUGAGCAUCCGCAUCAACAGCCAGGGCACCCGCUCACCAGAAAACCGCCAGGACUCCGCCAUGAGCCUGACCAACAACGGCACGAAUAGUAUUAGCAUGUCGGUCGAGAUCAACGGUAUCGUCUACACAGGUGUGCUGUUUGCCCAGACGCCAGGCCCUUCCUCCUCCUCCUCCUCCUCCUCCUCCUCGCUCCCCUCCUCUGCGUACAGCAAAGGCGGCGGCGGCCGGAGCGGCGGCGGCGGCGGCGGCGGCCCCCAGGCAGCCCCGGCUGCUUCGUCUGUGCCGCCGAGCUCUACCUCUAACAACUCUUCGCCUUAACGCCCCCCGCGCCCCCCGGCCCUCUCAUCUCGCCAAACCCCGCGGAAGGAGCGGCGCGGCCGUGCGCGGAGCGUGCCCGGCCGGCGCCGAGCCCGCAGCCCCGCGCGCGCCCCGGCGGGCAGGGCGGCCGGCUCUGCGCUUACCGGGGGGGCUCGUUUCGUUUUUGUGUUGUUUUGGGGUUUUUUGUUUGUUUGCAAGGAAGAAAAGCUUUAGCCCCGGGGGGUUUCAUUAAAGGCUGCCUGGGCUGAGCCAUCGGCUGUCCCACGAGCGUUUUGACACGAUGCAUUGUAAAUCCAGAACUGUUUACCUCACACACAUCACACUUUGCACUGUACAUUUAUUAUUAUUAUUAUUAUUUUUUUAACUCGUGUUACCUCCAGACAGACGUACGGACACCUGCCAACGCGAGCUUUAAUGAAACCUCCCGGCCCUCUUUAAAGAAAAGAAAAAAGAAAAAAAUUGGAAAUCGGGAGAUAUUUUAUUCAUUUAGAUCCUUUUUCUUCCCCCUUUAUUUUGAGAACUACACUCACUAUAUGGGAUUUUAAGAGGUUGUUGUUUGAUUGUUUUGUUGUAAAUAGCUUCUAUUUUAUUCUCUAAAAAGAAAAAAAGAAUCGAACUUUAACAUGCAAAUGAUAUAUAUUAGUGUUCAUCAGGGAAACAGGAGUUUGGAAACCUUUUAACCUCCUUUUUCUUUUCCUCUCGUUGUUGUGCGAUGUUGCCGGUUUCGAGCUGUGCUCCGUUCUCUGGAAACGCCGCAGACGGCCCCGCCGGAGGACGGCGGGCGUCCGGCGAAGAAGCUCAGGUGUUUGUA